Phycomyces blakesleeanus NRRL 1555(-) is the source of this 1537-nucleotide messenger RNA. RefSeq lists its product as hypothetical. Gene Ontology annotation, biological process: lipid metabolic process. The transcript is spliced from 4 exons. NCBI's taxonomy places the organism in Eukaryota, Fungi, Mucoromycota, Mucoromycetes, Mucorales, Phycomycetaceae. The record is from RefSeq and is a predicted model, not a curated record. Bases 30 to 1280 code for a protein of 416 amino acids.
ACUCUUUUACUUUGCUUCGAUAGUCAAAGAUGUUUUGUCCAAGCAUCCUUGGCGGCGAAUGGAGAUCUACGCUAUCCAUCCCUGCAUAUAUUCUUCUCUUGAUCACACCAGGAGCAGGAUUGGCCUAUAUAGCUACAAUCCCUACUACAACACUGUCAACAUACAAAAAGCAGAUAUUGUCAAUCCCUCUUCUUGUUGUUGAUAUUCUUACAACAGUACUGUUCAGGACUGACUUUAUAUUAAUUGACUUUAUGAUGCCUGCAUGCACUUUUAUUAUAUUCUGUCGUUUCUUGGAACUUAUAUGGACUGGCCCUUUAAUAUACGGUCGAGAGGCUUAUACAACAAAAGGCUCUCUACACACUGAGUUUUGGAGCUGUAUCAGAUAUUUUCCAAAGCCAGCAAAGAAACACGAUGUAUCUCUCAAGAAAAACCAAAUUGAGUAUGUCAAGGAUAAGAAAUUCUAUAAUAUACUCCCAAUGCUGAUGUACUACAUAGUUGGCUGGGAUAUCUUGGCGACAUGGCUCACGACAUUUACUAGAGAUGAUAUCCACAAUAUAAAUAGAGACAAGUCGCUUGUAUCAUUUAUUGUGUACUACAUAACUUUGGUUAUUUUGAAUAAUGCUGGUAAUGUAAUUGGGUGCAUUGGACAAUUGAUUUAUGUACUCUAUUAUGAGGGGGGAACAUAUUCAUCAGGACAAUGGCGAGAUCUCAUGAAUAAUCCAAUGUUUUCUACUUCAAUAAGUGAUUAUUGGACUCAUCGCUGGCAACAGAUCAUGAGACCCACGUUCUUAGCUUUAGUGUACAGACCGGUCAGUUAUUACUGCCAAAAACUGCUAUCCAAGUACACACGCAAUACAGCUAUAUACUCUCAGGGUCUCUCUGUACUUGCCGUCUUUACGCUCUCUGGAGCAAUGCACGAAUACAUUGCGUUCUGCAACCUCGGGUGGCCUACUCACUCUAAAAUUUUUCUUGGAGAGCAGCAACUAUUGUUUAUGCUGUACGCCCCGCUGAUCAUAUUUGAGAAAGCGCUGAGAAGCAUAUCAUACCGAUGUUUACCACUAUCUUUUAUUAAGUCUUUCCCAGUACAGUGCAUCCAGCGUCUCUGGGCCAUGGUCAUUUCCUACAUAAUCUUUUCACGAAUUCUCGAAACCUUUACCUACAGUGGGUUCCGGUUCAGGCUUCCUUUCACAAUUCUGGGUCCCCAAAUCAUCGAAUUCUUACGACAGACCCCAGCCUUGCAUGGACUGUGUGGAAGCUUACUGACAACCUUGUCUACAUAGUGUCCAAUUAUAUUAUAUAAGCCAGAAUUUUGAGCUUAAACCCUUUAAAUAGUGAGUGUAUACUUUUUUUUAUCAGAAAGUAUUAUGCGUGCAAAUGCUGUUUGAUAUAUUAUACCUGUCUAUAUUCAUUAUUAUAUAUGACUUAAGAUUCAAAAUAGGCUAGUCAAUUACCACUUCAUUUUUCUUAAAACAAGAAAUAUAACAUUACAUGUCUUGCAUUAAAAAAAUACUUGUGAAUAAAUACAAGAGUUUCAUAU